Messenger RNA from Opisthocomus hoazin, 381 nucleotides. It is a transcript of the gene POU3F1, whose product is annotated as POU class 3 homeobox 1. The record is from RefSeq and is a predicted model, not a curated record. Gene Ontology annotation, biological process: regulation of transcription by RNA polymerase II; brain development. Gene Ontology annotation, molecular function: DNA-binding transcription factor activity, RNA polymerase II-specific; RNA polymerase II cis-regulatory region sequence-specific DNA binding. NCBI's taxonomy places the organism in Eukaryota, Metazoa, Chordata, Aves, Opisthocomiformes, Opisthocomidae. Gene Ontology annotation, cellular component: nucleus.
UUCAAGAACAUGUGCAAGCUGAAGCCGCUGCUCAACAAGUGGCUGGAGGAGACGGACUCCAGCACGGGCAGCCCCACCAACCUGGACAAGAUCGCGGCGCAGGGCCGGAAGCGCAAGAAGCGCACCUCCAUCGAGGUGGGCGUCAAGGGCGCCCUGGAGAGCCACUUCCUCAAGUGCCCCAAGCCCUCGGCGCACGAGAUCACCUCCCUGGCGGACUCCCUGCAGCUGGAGAAGGAGGUGGUGCGGGUCUGGUUCUGCAACCGGCGGCAGAAGGAGAAACGCAUGACGCCGGCCGGGGUCCCGCACCCCCCCAUGGAGGACGUUUACGCACAGGCGGACACGUCGCCGCUGCACCACGCGCUGCCCGGCGCCGUGCAGUGA